Messenger RNA from Didymodactylos carnosus, 1905 nucleotides. NCBI's taxonomy places the organism in Eukaryota, Metazoa, Rotifera, Eurotatoria, Philodinida, Philodinidae. The record is from the annotation of a GenBank genome assembly.
AUGUUAUCCCGAGUCGAAUCACGUUUUCCCGAUUCGUUUCGAGCUCUGAAAGAUAGAUUAAAAAUAAUGGAUUUAGAUUUAAGCCAUGUAUUCCAUAUAUUAGAUGAAAAUAGCGAAGGUAGAAUACGUAUAGCAAGAUUUAUUGAUAUAGCUCAAAAUUAUUAUUCAGACGCUGAACAACUUGCCAGUAUAACUAAAGCAUUAGAUCCAACAAAUUCUGGUUUAAUUAAUUAUGACCAAUUUUGUGAUGGUAUUGGACAAAUAAGCUCUCUACAAGGAUUAACUUGGAAAGAAGUUGCAUCUGAUUUAACGAGACGAAGUAGAGAAAAUUCAUUAGUUGAAGAUUCAGAUCGUCGUAGCCUUGUACGUUUAAAGUUAAAUAAUCAAGACGGAUCGACGACAACAUUUAUCGAGUACGACGCUGACGAAACCUACGAUCCAAAUCAUCAUCAUCAUCAUCAUCAUCAUCCUCCAUCUCGAACACCACCAACCGUAAACACCAUUAGUUCAACACCAAAAAUUUUGACAAAUAAUCACAUCGAUUAUAAUUCCAAAAACAGUAUUGACUCUGUUUUUCGACCGUCUCCAAACGAAAAGAUUGAUCCCGAAGAAUAUACAGGAAACGGAAAUAGUGAUUAUUCAACAGAUUCAGAAUUUCAACGAACACCACCACGUCCUUCAACGAGACAAGUUGCUCGACAACUGAAACAAAAUAGUAGUGUGACAAAUUUUAAUCAGCUAUCAGAUCUUGAGAAUCAACAAUUACAAGAUACGGUAGAAGUACUCCGUGGAGACAUAGAAAUCCUAAGAGAUCAAAAACAUUCGACAACAGAACGCUUAUCAAAAAUACAAGUAGAAAAUACACAAUUAAAGCAAAGAUUACUAGCACUCGAAGAAGGUUUACACGAUCUACAGUCUCAACAUAACAAAUCAGUUCAAUCAGAACAACAGAGAUAUAGUGAAUUGAUUACAAACAAAGAUCGCGUUUUUAUACGUGAAAAAGAUACAUUACAAUCGAGGAUAAAUGCCAUAGAACUUGAAUUAAAACAAACUCAGCACGAUAAUAAUUUAUUAAAAAACAAUAUGAAAUCAUUAAAUAGUAAAAUUGAAAAUCUUGAUGAUCUAUUACAAGAUAGUCAAAUAAAUUGUAAUAAUUUAUCAGAUGACAAUUCAAAACUAUUAGAACAAUUACGAUUACAACGUGAAGAACUUGAACAAGAGAAAAAGAUUUGUGCUGAACUUAAUGAACAGUUAAUGAUAGAUUCAUCAAAACAAAAGAUGGGUCGUACAUUAAGUCGAACAGAAAGUAUUUUAAAAAAUUCUGAAACUCGAAUACAAGAUUUAGAUUCACAAAUGAGAUCAUUAAAACUUGAAAAUGACCGAUUAAAACAACAGAAUGAAGAACUUGAAGCACGACUAUUGAGUGCACAUGUUAAUGAAGGAAGAUCGUUAUUAAAUACGACGGAUGAAUCUUGGGCAGCAGAAUUAGAACAAUUAAGUAAAGAUGAGCUCAUGAAGAAAUUGAGAGAACAAUUUCGUGUUAAUGACCGAUACCGUGAAUACAUUGAACGAAUGUUAAUGGUGAUCAUGGAGAACAGUCCACAAUUAUUAGAAGUUAAAUGUUCCGCAAACGGUUUAUCCAUUGGAAGUGGAAUGUCAGCAUUAACUUUUCCAAAAGAAAUUUCUACACCUUCACCACUCACUACUACGUUAUCCACACCCACAAUAACAGCUAAAGAAUCAAAUUCCCAAAUAACACCAACCGAAUCGACCAAUGAACCAAUCAUAUAUCUCUUAAAACGAUUGGAUAAUGAACAUAAAACGAAUAAACGUCUUCGCGAUUAUAUUGAUACACUUUUAAUUGGUAUUUUAAUGAAUAAUCCAACAAUAUUAGAAAAACAAUAA